Fusarium graminearum PH-1 is the source of this 1056-nucleotide messenger RNA. RefSeq lists its product as uncharacterized. The record is from RefSeq and is a predicted model, not a curated record. Lineage: Eukaryota; Fungi; Ascomycota; Sordariomycetes; Hypocreales; Nectriaceae. The transcript is spliced from 2 exons. The coding region runs from base 1 to 1056 and encodes 351 amino acids.
AUGGACGAGGCUGGUGACAUGCUCAACUCCGCGCCUAGCCUUCAGGAUAUUGUCGACGAGAUCCAAGCCGAGAGGUUAACAGAAGUUAUGAAGCGAAAAGAGUGGGAAAGGUCAGAAAAAUGGAGGAGGAUGGCCAAAGUCGUCCGCAAAGGCGGCGAAGGUGAGGGUGAGGGAAUGAACUUUGAGUUCGAUGCCCGAAACCCGAAACUUAUCGAGAGGACCUGGAAGGGAAUACCCGAUCGAUGGCGAGCAGCAGCAUGGUGGUCUUUUAUGACCACCAGUGCUAGGGAACAUGGAGGGAUUGCUUCCGAGGACAAAAUUGUGAUGGAAUUCCACCGGCUCCAACUACGGAGUUCACCAGACGAUGUACAGAUCGAUUUGGACGUGCCCAGAACCAUCAGUCGCCAUAUUAUGUUUCGACGUCGUUAUCGAGGUGGUCAGCGAUUACUGUUUCGAGUCCUUCAUGCCAUUUCUAUCUAUUACCCUGACACAGGCUACGUCCAAGGCAUGGCAUCUCUGGCGGCUACAUUGCUCUGUUACUUUGAUGAAGAGAAGAGCUUUGUGAUGCUGGUGCGCAUGUGGCAGUUGCGCGGGCUAGCAAGACUAUAUCGCCCGGGUUUUGAGGAACUCAUGGAGGCCAUGACCGACUUCAGCGCAAACUGGCUCAACAAAGAAGUGGCCAGUAAGCUAGAUGAAUUAUGUAUCGACACUACUGCUUAUGGUACUCGUUGGUACCUGACUCUUUUCAACCUCUCCGUUCCCUUUGCGGCCCAGCUGAGAAUCUGGGACGUGUUUCUUUUGUUGGGAGAUGGUUCUAUUGCUGCGAGGCCUGAUAGUCGAAGAUCCGAGAACAAGCCUACUGCGUCGGGCGAAUAUGAUAUUUUGCAUGCUACCAGUGCAGCAUUGGCUCAAGCCCUGCGGGAUGUCCUCUUGGGUGCGGAAUUCGAGAAUGCCAUGAAGGCAUUGACGUCGGCGAUCCCCAUAAAGGACGAGGACCUUUUGAUGAAGGUGGUCAAGGCGGAAUAUAAACAACAUCACAGCCGGAGGAAGACCUAG